Calypte anna (Anna's hummingbird) is the source of this 17565-nucleotide messenger RNA. RefSeq names its product plectin-like. Lineage: Eukaryota; Metazoa; Chordata; Aves; Apodiformes; Trochilidae. The record is from RefSeq and is a predicted model, not a curated record. The transcript has 50 exons. Bases 1 to 17565 code for a protein of 5854 amino acids. Gene Ontology annotation, biological process: wound healing; hemidesmosome assembly; intermediate filament cytoskeleton organization. Gene Ontology annotation, molecular function: structural molecule activity; calcium ion binding; microtubule binding. Gene Ontology annotation, cellular component: hemidesmosome; intermediate filament; membrane.
AUGGCAAUGUCCCAUCUCCCAGGGGGCUCUGCAGGGACAGGAGAGUCCUGGCUGAAAACCAUCAGCCUGGUGAUCCGCAGCACGCAGGGGGCUGAGGAGUUGGUCAGGAAGUUUGAGGAGCAGCUGAAGGAUGUGCAGACCGUGCCGGCUGACCUGCAGGAGCUGGAGGCCAGCAAGGCUGAGCUGAAGCGCCUGCGGGCUCAGGCUGAGAGCCAUCAGCCCUUCUUUGAGACGCUGGAGAGCGACUUGAGCAAGGCCAAGGAAGUGAACGAACGGAUGGUGAGAGGUCACAGCGAGAGGGACGUGGACCUGGACCGGUACCAGGAGAAGGUCCAGCAGCUGCUGGAGCGCUGGCACAGCGUCCUGGCCCAGAGUGACCUCCGUCAGCGGGAAUUGGAUCAGCUGGGCCGGCAGCUCCAGUACUACCGGGAGAGCUGCGAGGGGCUGCGGGGGUGGCUGCAGGAGGCCAGGAGGAGGCAGGAGGAGAUCCAGGCUGUGCCCAUCACCCACAGCCAGGCCGUGCGGGAGCAGCUGCUGCAGGAGAAGAAACUGCUGGAGGAGUGUGACCACAACAAGGAGAAGGUGGAGGAGUGCCAGCGCUACGCCAAGCAGUACAUCGACGCCAUCAAGGACUAUGAGCUGCAGCUGGUCACCUUCAAGGCACAGGUGGAGCCGGUGGCGUCUCCAGCCAAGAAACCCAAAGUGCAGUCGGCAUCUGACAGCAUCAUCCAGGAGUACGUGGACCUGCGGACGCAGUACAGUGAGCUGACCACGCUCACCAGCCAGUACAUCAAGUUCAUCACCGAGACGCUGCGGCGGCUGGAGGAGGAGGAGAAGGCCGCCGAGAAGCUGAAGGCGGAGGAGCGGCAGCGGCUGGCGGAGGCGGAGGCGCAGCUGGAGGCGCAGCGGCAGCUGGCCCAGGCCCACGCUGAGGCCAAGGCGCAGGCGGAGGCGGAGGCGCGGGAGCUGCAGCUCCGCAUGCAGGAGGAGGUGACCCGGCGCCAGGUGGUGGCCGUGGACGCUGAGCAGCAGAAGCAGAACAUCCAGCAGGAGCUGCUGCAGCUGCGGCAGAACUCAGACCACCAGAUCCAGUCCAAGGUGAAGCUGAUUGAGGAGGCCGAGUACAGCCGCAAGCGGGUGGAGGAGGAGAUCCGCCUGGUCCGCCUGCAGCUGGAGAGCACCGAGCGGCAGCGGGCGGGCGCCGAGGCGGAGCUGCAGGAGCUGCGGGCCCGCGCCGAGGAGGCCGAGCGGCAGAAGCGGCAGGCGCAGGAGGAGGCCGAGCGGCUGCUCCGGCAGGUGAAGGAGGAGAGCCAGAAGAAGCGGGAGGCGGAGGAGGAGCUGCGGCGCAAGGUGGAGGCCGAGCGGGCGGCGGCGCGGGAGAAGCAGCGGGCGGUGGCGGAGCUGGAGGAGCUGCGGCUGCAGGCGGAGGAGGCCGAGCGGCGGAUGCGGCAGGCGGAGGCCGAGAAGGAGCGGCAGAUCCGGGUGGCCCAGGAGGCGGCCCAGCGCAGCGCCGAGGCCGAGCUGCAGAGCAAGCGGCUCUCCUUCGCAGAGAAGACGGCGCAGCUGGAGCUGUCGCUGCAGCAGGAGCACAUGGCAGUGGCCCAGCUGCAGGAGGAGGCCGAGCGGCUGAAGCGGCAGCAGGAGGAGGCUGAGCGCUCGCGGGAGGAGGCCGAGAAGGAGCUGGAGCACUGGCGGCAGAAGGCCAACGAGGCGCUGCGGCUGCGGCUGCAGGCGGAGGAGGUGGCCCACAAGAAGACCCUGGCCCAGGAGGAGGCGGAGAAGCAGAAGGAGGAUGCGGAGCGGGAGGCCCGCAAGCGCGCCAAGGCGGAGGAGUCGGCCCUGCGGCAGAAGGAGAUGGCCGAGGAGGAGCUGGAGAAGCAGCGGGAGCUGGCGGAGGGCACGGCCCAGCAGAAGCUGGCGGCCGAGCAGGAGCUGAUCCGGCUGAAGGCCGAGAUGGACAACGGGGAGCAGCAGCGGCUGCUGCUGGAGGAGGAGCUGGCGCGGCUGAAGGCAGAGGUGGGAGAGGCCAUCCAGAAGAGGAAGGAGGUGGAGGAGGAGCUGGCUAAGCUGCGGGCCGAGAUGGAGGUCCUGCUGGAGAGCAAGGCCAAGGCAGAGGAGGAGUCGCGCUCCAGCAGCGAGAAGUCCAAGCAGCGUCUGGAGGCAGAGGCCAGCAAGCUGCGGGAGCUGGCGGAGGAGGCUGCCCGGCUACGGGCCCUCUCCGAGGAGGCCAAGCGGCAGCGGCAGCUGGCAGAGGAGGAGGCGGGCCGGCAGCGUGCCGAGGCCGAGCGCAUCCUCAAGGAGAAGCUGGCGGCCAUCAACGAGGCCUCGCGGCUGAAGGCCGAGGCAGAGAUCGCUCUAAAGGAGAAGGAGGCGGAGAACGAGCGGCUGCGGCGGCUGGCGGAGGAUGAGGGCUACCAGCGCAAGCUGCUGGAGGAGCAGGCGGCCCAGCACAAGCAGGACAUCGAGGAGAAGAUCGCCCAGCUGAAGCGCUCUUCCGAGAGCGAGCUGGAGCGGCAGAAGGGUCUGGUGGAGGACACGCUGCGGCAGCGGCGGCAGGUGGAGGAGGAGAUCCGCGCCCUCAAGGCCAGCUUCGAGAAGGCCUCGGCCGGCAAGAGCGAGCUGGAGCGGGAACUGAGCCGCAUCCGCAGGGAGGCGGAGGAGGUGCAGCGCAGCCGGGAGCAGGCAGAGCGGGAGGCCGAGCGGCAGCGGGCGCUGGCGCUGGAGGAGGAGGGCCGGCGGCGCGAGGCGGAGGAGAAGGUGCGGGCCAUCUUGUCGGCCGAGGAGGAGGCUGGGCGGCAGCGGCGGCUGGCCCUGGAGGAGGUGGAGCGGCUGCGGGCCAUGGUGGAGGAGGCGCGGCGGCAGAAGGAGCUGGCGGAGAAGGAGUCGGAGCGGCAGAUCCAGCUGGCGCGGGAGGCGGCGCAGAAGCGUCUGGAGGCGGAGGAGAAGGCCCACAUGGCCGCCGUGAGGCAGAAGGAGCAGGAGCUGCUGCAGACGCGGCAGCAGGAGCAGAGCCUGGCCGAGCGCCUGCGGGAGGAGGCCGAGCGGGCCCGGCGGGCAGCCGAGGAGGCCGAGCUGGCGCGUGGCAACGCCGAGCGGGAGGCCGGGCUGUCGAGGCAGCGGGUGGAGGAGGCCGAGCGGCUGAAGCAGCGGGCAGAGGAGGAGGCGCAGGCUCAGGCGCGGGCGCAGGCGGACGCCGAGAAGCUGCGGAAGGAAGCGGAGCUGGAGGCGGCCCGGCGGGCGCAGGCCGAGCAGGCGGCCCUGCGGCAGAAGCAGCUCGCCGACGCCGAGAUGGAGAAGCACAAGAAGUUCGCCGAGCAGACCCUGCGGCAGAAGGCGCAGGUGGAGCAGGAGCUGGCCAAGGUGAAGCUGCAGCUGGACGAGACUGACCACCAGAAGGGCAUCCUGGACGAGGAGCUGCAGCGGCUGAAGGAGGAGGUGACUGACGCCGUCCGGCAGAAGGCCCAGGUGGAGGAGGAGCUGCUGAAGGUGCGGGUGCAGAUGGAGGAGCUGGCCAAGCUGAAGAGCCGGAUCGAGGAGGAGAACAAGGCGCUGAUCCUCAAGGACAAGGACAACACGCAGAAGUUCCUGGCGGAGGAGGCCGAGAAGAUGAAGCAGGUGGCGGAGGAGGUGGCCCGGCUGAGCGUGGAGGCUCAGGAGGCUGCGCGGCUGCGGCAGUUGGCCGAGGACGACCUGGCCCAGCAGCGGGCACUGGCAGAGAAGAUGCUGAAGGAGAAGAUGCAGGCAGUGCAGGAGGCCACGCGGCUGCGGGCCGAGGCCGAGGUGCUGCAGAAGCAGAAGGACCUGGCGCAGGAGCAAGCCAAGCGGCUGCAAGAAGACAAGGAGCAGAUGCAGCAGCGCCUGGCCGAGGAGACCGAGGGCUUCCAGAAGACCCUGGAGGCCGAGCGCCGGCGGCAGCUGGAGAUCACAGCCGAGGCCGAGCGCCUCAAACUGCACGUGGCGGAGCUGAGCGCCGCCCAGGCCAAGGCAGAGGAGGAAGCCAAGCGCUUCAAGAAGCAGGCGGAGGAGAUCAGCGGGAGGCUGCACGAGACCGAGCUGGCCACCCAGGAGAAGAUGACGCUGGUCCACACACUGGAGAUCCAGCGGCACCAGAGCGAUGAGGAUGCGGAGAAGCUGCGCAAAGCCAUCGCUGACCUGGAGCAGGAGAAGGAGAGGCUGAAGCAGGAGGCGGCGUUGCUGCAGCAGAAGGCGGAGGAGAUGCAGGUGGCCCAGGAGGCCCAGCGCCGGCAGGAGACGGAGCUCCUCCAGCAGAACUUCCUGACAGAGAAGGACAGCCUGCUGCAGAAGGAGAAGUUCAUCGAGGAAGAGAAAAUGAAGCUGGAGAAGCUCUUCAAAGAUGAAGUAGAGAAAGCCCAGAACCUGAAGGCAGAGCAGGAGCGGCAGCAGAAGGAGAUGGAGCAGGAGAAACAGCAGCUGAAGGCCAUGCUGGACGAAGCUAAGAGGCACCAGCAAGAAGCGGAGGAGAGCGUCCGGCACAAGCAGGAGGAGCUGCAGCAUCUGGAGAGGCAGCGGCAGGAGCAGGAGAAACUCCUGGAGGAGGAGAACAAGAAGCUGAGGGAGAGGCUGGAGCAGAUGGAGGAAGAAUACAAGGCUGCCCUGGCCCAGACACGAGAGAUCAUGAUCCAGACGGACGAGCUGCCCCAGGAGGCAACGGUUACGACGAUGCAGCUGUCGGACGCCCGAGCCGUGCCCAAUGGCCGCGACGCGGUGGACGGCUUGGCGCAGAACGGAGAGCCCGAGUUCGCCUUUGAUGGCAUCCGGCAGAAGGUGUCAGCAGAGAAGCUGUCUGAGGCUGGCAUCCUGAGCCAGGAGAGCCUGGACAAGUUGGCCAAGGGCGUGGUGAGCGUCAGUGAGCUCUCACAGAGGGAGGAUGUCAGGAAGUACCUGCAGGGCAAGAGCAGCAUCGCGGGUUUGUUGAUCAAACCCACCAACCAGAAGAUGAGCAUCUAUGAAGCCAUGAAGAAGCAGUUGCUGAGCCCGGGCACGGCCCUGGUGCUGCUGGAGGCGCAGGCGGCCUCUGGCUUCAUCCUCGACCCCGUGCGCAACGCCCGGCUCUCAGUCAACGAGGCGGUGCGGGAGGGCGUCAUUGGGCCCGAGCUGCACAACAAGCUGCUCUCUGCCGAGCGGGCGGUCACCGGCUACAAGGACCCCUACACCGGGGAGAAGAUCUCCCUCUUCCAGGCCAUGAAGAAGGAUCUGAUCGUCAAGGAGCACGGCAUCCGCCUGCUGGAGGCCCAGAUCGCCACUGGCGGCAUCAUCGACCCCGUGCACAGCCACCGCCUGCCCGUAGAGGUGGCCUACAAGAGGGGAUACUUCGACCAGGAGAUGAGCCAGGUCCUCUCCGACCCCAGCGACGAUACCAAGGGCUUCUUCGACCCCAACACCAAUGAGAACCUCACCUACCUGCAGCUGAUGGAGCGGUGUGUGACUGACCCCGAGACGGGGCUGUGCCUCCUGCCGCUCACCGACCAGGUGGCCAAAGCCGGGGAGAUGGUCUACACUGACAAAGAAGCUAAGGAUGUCUUUAAGAAAGCCACGGUGACAGCACCCUUUGGCAAGUUCCAAGGGAAGACGGUGACCAUCUGGGAGAUCAUCAACUCCGAGUACUUCACUGAGGACCAAAGGCGGGAUUUGAUCCAGCAGUACCGGACCGGCAAGAUCACGGUGGAGAAGAUCAUUAAGAUCAUCAUCACGGUUGUGGAGGAAAGUGAGAAGAAGAGCCAGAUGUGCUUCGAGGGCCUCCGGGCCCCCGUGCCGGCUGCUGAGCUGCUGGACAGCAAAAUCAUCAACAAGGACCUCUACAACCAGCUGCACCAGGGCAAGAAGUCGGUGAAGGACCUGGCGGAGAUGGAAUCGGUGCGGCGCUACCUGAAAGGCACUGACGCCAUUGCUGGCGUCCUGGUGGAGUCAAGCGGCCAGAAGCUGACCUUCUAUGAUGCCCUGAAGAGGAACCUGCUAAAGCCAGAGGUUGCCCUGUCCCUGCUGGAAGCCCAGGCUGCCACCGGAUACAUCAUCGACCCGGUGAGGAACAGUCUGUUCUCCGUUGAUGAGGCGGUGAAGGCCGAGGUGGUGGGGCCAGAACUCCAUGAGAAGCUGCUGUCAGCAGAGAGGGCAGUGACCGGCUACAAGGAUCCCUACACGGGACAGACGGUUUCCCUCUUCCAAGCCCUCCAGAAGGGUCUCAUCCCCAGCGACACCGGGGUGCGUCUGCUGGAGGUCCAGCUGGCCACCGGGGGCAUCAUCGAUCCGGUCAACAGCCACCGGCUCCCGCUGGAGACAGCCUACAAGCGUGGCUACUUGACCCCGGAGAUGAACGAGGCUCUGUCUGAGCUGCAGGGUGACUCCAGGACUUUCUACUGUCCCAACACUCAGGAGCACCUCACCUACGCCCAGCUGCAAAAGAACUGCCACCGCGACCAGCAGACCGGCCUCUGCCUGCUGCCCCUCUCUGACAAAGCCAUCCAGUCCCAGCAGGAGGAGGUCUACACCGACAGCCAGGCCAAGGAGUGCUUUGACAAGGCGAUGGUAGAGGUCCCGGUGGGCAGCAUGAAGGGCCAGACCAUGACCAUCUGGGAGCUGAUCCACUCAGAGUACUUCACAGAGGAGCACAGGAGGGAGCUCCUCCGGCAGUACAAGACUGGCAAGGUGACUAUCGAGAAGAUCAUCAAGAUUGUGAUCACCAUCAUCGAGGAGGCAGAGACCAAAAAGCAGGAGAAACUGACCUUCAGUGGUCUGCGGGCACCCGUCCCCGCCAGCGAGCUGCUGGAGUCCCACAUCAUCAGCAAAGCCCAGUUCGAGCAGCUGAAGGAAGGCAAGAAAUCAGUGAAGGACCUCUCCGAGACAGAAGCAGUGAGGAGAUUCCUCCAUGGCAGCGACUGCAUCGCUGGCGUCUACGUGGAGGCCACCAAGGAGAAGCUGAACAUCUACGAGGCAAUGAAGAGGAACCUGCUGAGGCCCAGCACUGCCAUUGUCCUCCUGGAGGCCCAGGCUGCCACCGGCUUCUUGAUCGACCCUGUGAAGAAUCGGAAGCUGUAUGUCAAUGAGGCUGUGAAGGCUGGAGUCGUUGGGCCAGAACUGCACGAGAAGCUGCUGUCAGCUGAGAAGGCUGUCACAGGGUACAAAGACCCCUACUCCGGGGACACCAUCUCCCUCUUCCAGGCCAUGAAGAAAGGACUCAUUGUCAAAGAGCACGGCAUCCGCCUGCUGGAGGCCCAGAUCGCCGCCGGCGGCAUCAUCGACCCCGUGCACAGCCACCGCCUGCCCGUGGAGGUGGCUUAUGAGAGGGGCUACUUGGACCAGGAGAUGAGCCAGGUCCUCUCUGACCCCAGUGAUGACACCAAGGGCUUCUUCGACCCCAACACCAAUGAGAACCUCACCUACAGGCAACUGAAGGAGAAGUGCAUUGAGGACCCUGAGACCGGCCUGUACCUGCUGCCUCUGCGGGAGCCCGAGAAGCCUUCGGUAGUGGAGACCACCCAGGUGUACACGGAGGCUGAGACACGGAAAGUGUUUGAGGAAACACAGGUGGACAUCCCAGUGGGCAGCAGGGCGGGCUCCUCCAUGUCGCUGUGGGAGAUCAUGCACUCGGACAUGCUGCCUGAGGACCAGCGGAAGCAGCUGAUGGAGGAGUUCCAGUCGGGCCGUGUCUCUAAGGAGCGCAUGAUCAUCAUCAUCAUCGAGAUCAUCGAGAAGACCGAGAUCAUCCGGCAGCAGAAUCUCACCUCCUACGACUACAUCCGGCGCCGCAUCACGGCCGAGGACCUCUACGAGGCCAAGAUCAUUUCCCAAGACAUCUACAACUUGCUGAAGCAAGGCUCCAAAACCUUCCGGGAGCUCCUGGAUGUGGAGACCGUCUGGAAGUACCUCUAUGGCUCAGGCUGCGUGGCCGGCAUCUACGUCCCCUCCUCCAAACAGACGCUCAGCAUCUACCAGGCGCUGAAGAAAGGGCUGAUCAACUCCGAGGUGGCCCGUUCCCUCCUGGAGGCCCAGGCUGCCACCGGUUUCAUGAUAGACCCCAUCAAGAACGAGAUGCUGACGGUUGAUGAAGCGGUCAGGAAAGGCGUGGUGGGGCCCGAAAUCCACGACCGGCUCCUGUCGGCAGAGAGGGCCGUGACCGGUUACCGAGACCCCUACAGUGAGCAGAAGAUUUCCACCUUCCAAGCCAUGAAGAAAGACCUCAUUCCCAGCGAAGAGGCUCUCAAGCUGCUGGAUGCCCAGAUAGCCACGGGGGGCAUCAUUGACCCACACCUGGGCUUCCACCUGCCCCUGGAGGUGGCCUACCAGCGGGGCUUCAUCAACAAGGAGACCUACGACAUGCUGUCCGAGCCCAGUGAGGUGAGAAGCUACGUGGACCCAUCCACGGAGGAGAAGCUGAGCUACACGCAGCUCCUGAAGCGGUGCCGGAAGGACGAGAAGAGUCGGCUCCUCCUGCUCCCCCUCUGCGACACCCGCAGACUCACCUUCCGGGGGCUGCGCAAGCAGAUCACCGUGGAGGAAUUGGUCCGUUCCCAGGUGAUGGACGAGGACACUGCCCAGCGCCUCCAGGAAGGUCUCACCUCCAUCGAGGAGGUCUCCAAGAACCUGAAGAAGUUCCUGGAGGGCACCAGCUGCAUCGCUGGCGUCUUCGUGGACUCCACGAAGGAGCGGCUGUCGGUGUACCAGGCCAUGAAGAAGGGCAUCAUCAGGCCGGGCACCGCCUUUGAGCUCCUGGAGGCGCAGGCAGCCACCGGGUACGUGAUCGACCCCAUCAAGGGCCUCAAGCUGACGGUGGAGGAGGCUGUGCGGAUGGGCAUCGUGGGCCCCGAGUUCAAAGACAAGCUUCUUUCUGCUGAGAGGGCGGUCACUGGCUACAGGGACCCCUACACCGGGAAGCUCAUCUCCCUCUUCCAGGCCAUGAAGAAGGGGCUGAUCCUGAAGGACCACGGCAUCCGCCUGCUGGAGGCCCAGAUUGCCACGGGAGGCAUCAUUGACCCCGAGGAGAGCCACCGCCUGCCUGUGGAGAUAGCCUACAAGAGGGGCCUCUUCGAUGAGGAGAUGAAUGAGAUCCUGCUAGACCCCAGUGAUGACACCAAGGGCUUCUUCGACCCCAACACGGAGGAGAACCUCACCUACCUGCAGCUGAUGGAGCGCUGCAUCACUGACCCGGAGACGGGGCUGUGCCUCCUGCCCCUGAAGGAGAAGAAGCGGGAGAGGAAGACCUCCUCCAAGUCCUCCGUCCGCAAGCGCCGGGUGGUGAUCGUCGACCCUGAGACGGGCAAGGAGAUGUCGGUGUACGAGGCCUACCGGAAGGGCCUCAUUGACCACCAGACCUACCUGGAGCUGUCAGAGCAGGAGUGUGAGUGGGAGGAGAUCACCACCUCCUCCUCUGAUGGGGUCGUGAAGUCCAUGAUCAUCGACAGGCGCUCGGGGCGCCAGUACGACAUCGACGACGCCAUCAGCAAGGGCCUGAUUGACCAAUCGGCCCUCGACCAGUACCGCUCUGGCACCCUCUCCAUCACCGAGUUCGCCGACAUGCUCUCCGGCAACAUGAGCGGCUUCCGCUCCCGCUCCUCCUCAGUGGGCUCCUCCUCCUCCUCCUACGCCGCCAGCCCGGUCCCUUCCCGCAUGCAGAUCUCCAUGUGGAGCGACCCGACAGAGGAGACGGGGCCAGUGGCGGGCAUCCUGGACACGGACACUCUGGAGAAGGUGUCCAUCACCGAGGCCAUGCGCCGCAACCUGGUGGACAACAUCACGGGGCAGAGGCUGCUGGAAGCCCAGGCCUGCACCGGCGGCAUCAUCGACCCCAACACUGGCGACAAGUGCACGGUCGCCGAUGCCGUCAACAAGGGCCUGGUGGACAAGAUCAUGGUGGACCGCAUCAACCUGGCACAAAAGGCCUUCUAUGGCUUCGAGGACCCGCGCACCAAGACCAAGAUGUCAGCAGCGCAGGCCCUGAAGAAGGGCUGGCUCUACUAUGAGGCCGGGCAGCGGUUCCUGGAGGUGCAGUACCUGACCGGGGGCCUGAUCGAGCCCGAGGCCGAGGGCCGCGUCUCCCUGGACCAGGCACUGCAGAAGGGCACCAUCGACGCCCGCACGGCCCAGAAGCUCCGCGACGUCAACACCUACUCCAAGUACCUCACCUGCCCCAAGACCAAGCUCAAGAUCUCCUACAAGGAUGCUAUGGACCGAAGCAUGAUUGAGGAUGGAACGGGCCUGCGGCUGCUGGAGGCCUCCUCCCACUCCAGCAAGGGCUACUACAGCCCCUACAACGUCAGCGGUGCCGGAUCCACCUCUGGCUCCCGCACCGGCUCCCGCACCGGCUCCCGCUCCAGCUCCCGGCGAGGCAGCUUUGACGCCACCGGCUCCGGCUUCUCCAUGACCUUCUCUUCCUCCUCCUACUCCUCCUCCAGCUUCGGCCGCAGAUAUGCCGGGGGUGCUACCGUCGCUUCCCUCGCCGCCUCCCUCCCCAACGCGAGCUGCGGGUGGGAGGCGAGCUGGGGGCGCCAGGAGCUGCCUGGAUCCCGGCUCUGCCUGGCCACCUCUCGUUCCAGUCCUACCGCCCCGGUCCCCGUCCCGGUGCCGCUGGGCCAGCUCCUCACCUGGGUCUCCGGUGUCACCAAGUCCUGGAUGACCCCCAGGGGAGCCCUGGACGCGGCAGCUCCUCGGUCGGGCGCGCCGGCACAGAGCCACUGCACCCUGGACUCCCCCGGACCCCCUGGGGAGAGUGUGGAGGGGUCUUCAGCAGCCAUCGGGGACACCGAGAGACGCAGCGAGGGGCAUCGGGAGGUGCAGGAGCAGCUCCUGGCCCUGCGGCUCUGGCUGGAGGUGGUGGAGCAGGGGCUGCCAGGGCUGCCGGGGCUGCCAGGGCUGCCGGUGCCCAGACAUGGACCCCAGCGGCACAAAGUGGCGCUGGGCGGGGACCUGAGGGGGGUCUCAGUGCCCACCAUGGGGAACGCAGUGAGCCGGCCCAGCUGCCUGGGCCAGAAGAGCCGCCGUCCCGAGGAGCUCCGGCGGGAGCCCCGGGAUGUGGGGAUGGAUGUGGGGCAGCCCCCAGACCCCAGCCUGCCCCAGGCCUGGCCGGGGUCUCUGGAGAAGCCCCCCGGAGUGGGGAAGGGCUGGAGCCCGGUGCCCGCAGCCCCCCGGAGCGGGGUGGGCAGCCCGGCGCUGCGGCGCAGCCGCUCGGAGGUGACGGUGCCCAACGGGGGCACCCCCGGGGUCCUGGUGGGGGGGGCGGCGGUGGCAACGUGGACCCCCCCUCCCCGGGCUGGCGGCCCCCGAGGGACGUGGUCCUGGAAACCCCUGACCACCCGGGAAGUGACGGAGGUGACAGAGGUGACCGAGACCAUCGUGACGGAGAUCGUGGAGGUGACGGAGUACCCGAUGGGCGAGCCCCUGGUCACCCGCACGGUGACGGUGCUGACAGAACUCGUGGCCGGACAGACGGACGCGGCCGAGGUGACUGCGGGACCCUGGCCCUGGGGCACCCUAAAGGUCCCAGCUCGGCUGGUGCCACCAGCAGCUCCAGGGUCCCCACGGGCUGUCCCAGCACUGGAGGUGUCGGGGGGCACGGAACAGGCACAAGACACCCUGGAGAGCCUGCUGGCUUGGGUGGCUGACAUGGAGGAGCUGGUGGGCAACCAAAAGCCCCCCUCGGCGGAGGUGAAGGUGGCCAAGGCCCAGCUGGAGGAGCAGAAGCUCCUGAAGCGGCUGCUGGAGGAGCGGAGGCCACGGGUGGAGAGGGUCUUGCAGGACAUGGAACAUGGCGUGGUCAUGGAACAUGGACUGGGCAGAGAACAUGAAUCCAGCACAGAACAUGGUUUGGGCAUGGAACAUGGAUCUAGCACAGAACGUAGAUCCAGCAUGGAACAUUGCUUGGGCGUGGAACAUGGAUCUAGCACAGAACAUGGAUCCAGCGUGGAACAUGGCUCUGAUGUGGCAGAGGUCUCCAACACUGGUGCAGAACACGGCUCAGACACAGAACACGGAUCUGGCACAGGUCAUGGCCCCAGCAUGGAACAUGGGUUGGACAUGGAACAUGGCUCUGGCGUAGCUCAUGGCUUGGACACGGAACACGGAUCUGGCACAGGUCAUGGCCCUAACACGGAACACGUCUCGGACACAGAACCCGUCUGGGCCGCAGUGCCAAAGGGUCUGGGGGCACGGUGGGAACGGUUGGUGCAGGAGGCUGAGGCCAGGUCCCGGUGCCUGGUGCGGAUCGUGCCAGCAGCCCAGGACUUCCAGGAGGCUCUGGACCCCUUCCAGGAGUGGCUGGUGGCCACCGAGAGGCAGCUGGCCCAGCUCUGGCACCCAGGGGGCUGCCUGGACCGCGUGCGGGAUGCCCACCAGCAGAGCCAGGCGCUGUGCCAGGAGAUUCGCGGGCGGCUGGGCCAGCUGGAUGUGGCCCUGGAGAGGGGACAGCGGGUCCUGGAGAUGGUGACAGGGGAGGAGGCGGUGGUGGCCCAGGAGAAACUGGAGGCACUGCGUCUGCGCUACGUCCUGGUGGGACAGAGCAGCUCCGACACUGAGCAGCGGCUGCGACAGACUCUGGAGGCUUCGUCCCGCUUGGGAACAGCCCAGGAGGACCUGGCCCUCUGGCUGAGCCACCUGGAGAAGGAGCUGGCCACCAGGGAUAGCCAAACGGGUGGUCAGGAGAUGGUCCUCAGUGACAGCGACAGGGAGAAGUUCCAGCAGGUUCUGGAGUCCCAGCGGUGCCGCUCGUCUGGGCUGGCCCAGCGCCUGGAGGAGGUUGGGCAGCUCCAGCUGGAGCCCCCGGCCCUGCGUGCCCAGCUGGCCCAGCAGAAGCUGCUCUCGGCCGAAGUUCUCCUGCACCGGGGGUUGGUGGAGCGGCUGCUGGGAGUCUUGGAGCCCCUCCUGGGGGCCUGGCCCGAGCCCCUGCGCCAGCAGCUCCAGUGGGCGGUGCGGGGGCUGCGGGAGGACACGGAGCAGCUGUGCCAGCGCUGCGGGGCUGUGGCUGCACGGCUGGAGCGGGCACAGGCGCUGCUGGAGCAGUUCAGUGAGGCCCAGGAGGAGCUGGAGCCGUGGCUGGAGGAGGCCCAGGAGCUCGGGGGGCAGCUGGACCCUCACAACAUGGACGGACAGGACCUGAAGGAGCAGCAGGCACUGCUGCAGUGCCUGCGUGAGGCCAUGGCUGAGCACCGUCCUGUGCUGGGGAAGUUGGAGCGGGUGGUGGUGGAGCUGCUGGAGCUGAGCCCGCUGCAGGCCGCCCCGUUGCAGCAGCGCUGGCGUGCGGCUGAGGAGCGGUACGGGGCCCUACGGCAGCGCCUGCGCCGGGCCACCAGCCUGCUGGAGGACACCCUGCCACGCUACAGCCAGCUGUCGGAGCGGCUGUCGCUGCUGCUGGAGAGCCUGGAGCGGGUGCGCAGCCGCCUCUCCAUCCGCCCCUCGGUGCGGGGGGACGCGGGGCAGCUGCGGGAACGGCUGCGGGACACGGGGCUGGCGCUGGCAGAGCUGGAGGAGCUGGGGGGGGGCCUGGAGAGCGUGCGGUCGCAGGGAGGGGACCUGGUGGGGACCCUGCGGGACGCCGGGCUCGACACCGCUGCCACAGGGAUCGAGGAGCGCUCGGGGGAGCUGCUGUCCCUCUGGGGGUCCCUGCGGUGCCGGUGCCAGGAGCAGGAGCAGUGGCUGCGGGACCUGCUGGCCCUGGCCGAGCGGUUCUGGCCCGGUCUGUCUGAGCUGGCGCUGGCGCUUGGGGACACUCAGCACCUGGUGCUGGGCCUGGAGGAGCCUGGAGGGGACCCCGAGGAGAUCCGAGCCCGGCUGCACACCAUGCAGGCGCUGCGGGAGGAGGUGGAUGCUCUGCAGGGUGAGCUGGACGCGCUGGGCAGCCUGGGCGUGGAGCUGAUGUCACACUGCGGGGACACCGACAGACCCGAUGUCACCAGGAGCCUGGACGAGCUCUACUCCUCCUGGCACAAUCUGAACAAAGUGUGGGGCGAGCGCUGCGCCCGCCUGGAGGAGCAGCUCCAGAGCGCCCUGAGCUACCGGGAGGCUCUAAAGAGGCUGUCGGGGUGGCUGGAGGCAGCCGAGCUGCGUGUGACCCAGGAGGGGACAUCCCUGCUCAGCGGGGACCCAGAGAUGGUGCAGCAGCAGCUGGCGGAGCUGAAGGUGCCACGGGGUGGGGAGACAGAGUGGAGGCGGGAGCUGUACCAGUGGAGGGUGGAAGUGGAGUCCCUGCGACACUGGGGGGGUGGGGGGCAGGGGGAGCCCCCAGCCCCGCUCCGGGACCUCCAGCGCCGCUGGGACCGCCUGGAGGAGGAUCUGGGGAGCCGGCAGCACCAGCUGGAGGCAGCGCUGCUGGGCUUGGGGCAGCUGAGACAUCAGCUGGAGGAGCUCCUGGCCUGGCUGGGGACCACAGCCGAGCAGCUCCAGAGACCCCCAGACCCACACCCCGACCUGCAGACCUGUGAGAUCGAGCUGGCCAAGCACAAGGUGCUGAGGAACGACGUUCUGUCCCACGCCCGCACGGUGCAGUCCGUGACCGAGGUGGGGCAGGGGCUGUUGGUGGCCACCCCUGGGGACAACCUGGAGGGGCUCCAGCAGGACCUGCAGCAGCUCCGCCAGCGCUGGGACCUGGUGCAGAGCCAGACUGAGACCCGGCAGCUGGAGCUGGAGAACACCCUCAGCCAGGUGCAGGACCUGAGCCUGGAGAUGACGGAGCUGCUGCAGUGGUUGGAGCAGGUGGAGCUGCAGCUCUGCUUGGCCCCGCCGGGCUGGGGACCCCCCGAGACCACCAAGGAGGAGCUGGCAACACACCUGGAGCUGUGCCGUGCUCUGGAUGCCCGUCAGGAAACCUUUGGGGGUCUGCGGGAUCGGCUGCAGCGGCUGCUGCCCCCAGCCCAUGCCGCCCAGCCCUGCAGCACCCAGCACACCCUCCGCCUGCUGGAGCACAAGUGGAGCAGCGUCCAGGCCCAGGCCCAGCACAGGAAGGAGCGGCUCUCGGAGGGGCUGCGGCUCAGCACCGAAUUCCACGGCACAGCCCAGGAGCUGCUGCGCUGGCUGACCAGGGCUGAGGAGAUCCUGGGGUCCCCCGAGCCCCCCAGUGUCCUCCUGGAUGUUGUCACCACCCAGAUCCAGGAGCACAAGGCCCUGGAGCAGGAGAUGGUGGCCCACGGGGAGCAGCUGAGUGGCCUGGAGGCCAUGGCCGCCCAGCUGAGGGACUUCAGCAGGAAGCAGGACGGGGCUGUCACCCAGACCCUGGUGGUGUCGGUUCGGGAGCGGCUGGGGAAGGUCCAGCAGCGCGCGGCAGAGCGGGGGGCGGCGCUGGAGGAGGGGAGAAAACGGAGCAAAGAGUUCAUGGAGUCGCGGCGGCUGCUGCUGGAGUGGAUGGCGGCGGUGGAGCCGGGGCUGGCGGAGCCACCAGAGGCUGCGGGGACCCGGGAGGAGAUCAAGGGGCAGCUGGCCCAGCACAAGGCAUUCCAGCGCCUGCUGAGAGCCAAGCGCCCGAUGUACGAGGCGACGGUGAGGAGUGGGCGGGCGCUGCGGGAGGCGGCUCAGAGCCCCCGGGACCGCCCCCCCCUGGAGGAGCUGCUGGGGGAGCUGAAGGAGAAAUGGGACGGGAUGUGGAGCAGGGCAGCAGAGAGGCAGCAGAAGCUGGAGGAGAACCUGCUCUUCUCAGGGAAGAUGACGGAGGCUCUGCAGGCCCUGAUGGACUGGCUGUACUGGGCUGAGCCCCAGCUCAGUGAGGACGUCCCCGUCGGUGGGGACCGGGACCUGGUGGGUGACCUGAUGGACAAGCACAAGGUGUUCCAGAAGGAGCUGGGGAAGCGUGCGGGCAGCGUGCGGAUGCUGCAGCGAUGGGUGCGGGACCCGGGGCGCGGAGGGGGCUCAGGGGUCCCGGACUCGCAGUGGCUCCAGCAGCAGGUGGAGGAGCUGGGGGCUCGGUGGGACCUCGUCUGCAGCCUCUCCCUCGGGAAGCAGGAGCGGCUGGAGGCUGCGCUCAGACAGGCAGAGGAAUUCCACAGGCUGGUCCAGAGCUUCCUGGGGCGUCUUGGGGAGUCGGAGAGGAACCUCAGGGUCUGGGGCUGCCCCGAGGAGGAGGCGGCAGCGCAGGAGGGGCAGAGGCAGCUGCAGGAGGUGCUGGAGUCCCUGGAGUGCCAGCAGCUGGAGCUGGAGUGCAUCUCCUGGCUGGGGGAGGAGAUCCUCACCACGUCCCACCCCGACGCCGUCCUCACCAUCAGAUCCUGGCUCACCGUGGUCAAGAGCCGCUUCCAGGAGGUGCAGAGCUGGGCCCAGCACCAGAGCGAGCGGCUGCGGGCACAGGCGGCAGCGAUGGCAGCCGAGAGGGAGGAGAGGAUGCGGCUGCUGGAGUGGAUGGGGGCAGCUGAGGAGGCCCUGGGACUGCGGGACCAAGAGCCCCUGCCCCAAGAGGCCGAGGCACUGGAGGAGCUCAGCACCCAGCACGCGGUCUUUAUGGAGGAGCUGAACCGCAAGCAGCCCGAUGUGGAGAAGGUCACCAAGAGUGGCAAGCAGAAGCUGCCCACUGAGCUGGGACCUCCAGCUGCCCGGCGCCUGGCCACACGCCGCCGCAGCAGUGGGAAGGCGCCAGGGGUCCCGCCGGGGGUGGUCCUAGGGGGUGUGGAGCCGCAGCCCCCCGUGCUGGCCCAGGUCCUGCAGCGCUGGCAGCAGCUCUGGCUCCUGGCACUGGACCGGCAGUACCGGCUGGAGACGGCGCUGCGGCGCCUGCGGGAGCUGGAGGAAUUUGCCCACUUCGACUUCGGGGUCUGGCGGCGCCGCUACGUGCAGUGGAUCGGGCAGAUGAAGUCCCGGGUCCUUGACGUCUUCCGAGGCAUCGACCGGGACCAGGACGGGCGCAUCAGCCAGCAGGAGUUCAUCCAGGGUGUCCUGGCCUCCAAGUUCCCCACCAACGUCCUGGAGAUGAACGCGGUUGCCACCAUCUUCGACGUCAACGGCGACGGUUUCAUCGAUUACUACGAAUUCAUCAGCACCCUGCACCCCCACAGGGACCCCCUGCGCCGCAGCGCCGACGCCGAACGCAUCCAGGACGAGGUCAACAGGCAGGUGGCCCAAUGCAACUGUGCCAAGCGCUUCCAGGUGGAGCAGAUCAGUGCCAACAGGUACCGGUUUGGGGAGUCCCAGCAGCUGCGGAUGGUGCGGAUCCUGCGCAGCACCCUGAUGGUGCGGGUCGGGGGGGGCUGGAUCGCCCUGGACGAGUUCCUGGUGAAGAACGAUCCCUGCAGAGUGAAGGGAAGGACGAACCUGAAGAUCAACGAGAAGUACCUCUCCCCAGAGACCCCGGGAGCCACCAAGUGUGCGGGGACCCCCUCCUCCCCCUCCUCAAAACCCCUCUCCCCGAGCCGCUCCAGCUCCAGCCUCAGCCUCUACACCAGCGCCUCGGCCCCCAGCAGCCCCUUGGCCAGGAAGUCGGUGCUGCGCAGGACGCGAUCCGGUGACCGCUGCCCCCGGCCCCGGGGCUCCCCCCUGCCCGACGGAGCCGAGCUGCAGCCCCCCGCCCCCGAGGAGACCCCGGCUCCGGCCCCCCCAGAGCCCCCUGAAGGGUCCCCUCCGGAGCACUGCAGCCCCUGCCGCUGA